Molecule: messenger RNA, 1101 nt
Organism: Pedinophyceae sp. YPF-701
Lineage: Eukaryota; Viridiplantae; Chlorophyta; Pedinophyceae
Source: the annotation of a GenBank genome assembly
AUGGCUCAGAUGAUGGAGACGCGGGCAGUCUCGUCCCCCAAGGCGCCUUGCAGCGCCGUGCCCGGCCCUCAUCAGCACAGGCGCACCACCUGCCACUGGCGGGCCACUCCGCUGCGGCGGCGACCAGCCAGACUGUCGCAUGAGGACUUCAGCCCCAUAAUAUGCACGCUGUGCUCCUCGCAGCGUUCGAGACGCCGCCGGGCAGCCCCUGUGUGCGCCGAGUCCCCCCGUGCAGCCUCUGGACCGUCCAACGACGUGUGCGUCGUGUACGACUACUCCCAGCACGUCGUUCCGUACAAGGCCGCCCAGCGCUGGAUGCACGCCGCCGUCGACCUCGCGCUGGACGACCGUCUCUCCGCGGCGGCCGACGAGCGCUCCGGCGAGCGCGCACCCACUCAGGGCACACACGCGUCCGUCGUCGGGCGUGUGCUCAUGCUGCAGCACCCCCCCACGUACACCCUCGGGCAGGGCGCGACCGAGGCGCACCUGCGGUUCGACCCCGCCGCGCCGCCGCACCCGCUGUACCGCGUGGAGCGCGGCGGCGAGGUCACGUACCACGGCCCCGGGCAGCUCGUGGUGUAUCCGGUGCUGGACCUGGACCGACUCGGCAGGAAGGACCUGCACGACUACUUACGGGCCCUGGAGGGGGCUGUCAUCGCCGCCCUGGCCGACGUUUCGGGGCUGCGGGGCGAGCGCAUCGAAGGGCUCACAGGGGUGUGGGUGGACGGGGCGAAGCUGUGCGCGGUCGGCGUGCGAGCGAAACGAUGGGUGACGUACCACGGGCUGGCGGUGAAUCUGGACCCGGACCUCGGCCCCUUCCGGGAGAUCGUUCCCUGCGGGAUCGACGACCGGCCGGUGGGGUCCGUGGCGGGGCUGCUGGGCGCCGGCGCGGGGAGCAGGGAGGAGCUCAUCGCGGAAUAUGCUUUUGCGAUAUCCGAGGCGCUGGCGGCGGAGUUCGGUGUGGAUCUGGUGACGCAGGCCGAGCACGCGGGCCAUGAGGGCGCGGACGGACCGCGGGGGAACGGGGCGGCGGCGGACAGCGCUCGCCCUCGUGCUGAGGAGCUGAGGGGGAUGUUGCUUGACAUGGCGGGGGGGGUGUGA